Molecule: messenger RNA, 882 nt
Organism: Phytophthora infestans T30-4
Lineage: Eukaryota; Oomycota; Peronosporomycetes; Peronosporales; Peronosporaceae
Exons: 7
Coding region: 1-882 (293 amino acids)
Source: RefSeq, a predicted model, not a curated record
AUGGUGCGUUUGGACGGGUUUCACGCCUUGAACUCGUUCGACUUGAUGAUUGCCGUUGAUCUCGACAUUUUGAGCGCUCUUUGUAUCGUCAAAGGCCAAGCAGUUCGACUACAGAUCAGUGCGAGCGCUUACCAGCACGAUUGGGCUGACUACAGCUUGAAACGUUCUGCUGGACGUCUUGCGCCUGUCGAUCUGUCUUCAGUGUUCACGAGCUGCUUCUGCCGUGAGCUGUUUCUUCCUUCAACGACCGCACAGGACGCAAAUCAGGACGAUAUGAUCUCUCAGUACGCGUUAAUGCUGCUGAAGACGUCUAUUCCGCAAAUUAUCGCGAAUUUCGACAUUGAAGCCAAACUGGCUCAACCAACCCAGGCAACCAGAUAUCAAAAUCCAAGUGAGAUCAAGCCAGACGUUUGCAAAGAAAGAAAAGAACGCCACAAGCCCCAGCACUAUGACAAGCCAGUACAAGCGAGAGCUCACGAGGUUCAUGCCGUGGUAGCGCUGUACUCGGAGAUGGUAGUCGCCGUCGGAUGCGGUGACCUGAAAGCAGCAAAAGACUUUACGGCAAUCGAGCGUGGUGCGAGCAAAUUCGCCUUCUCUAGGCGAAACGUGUUCUGGGACGUAGUCGCUAGCUUGAAGACGACGUCCAAGUGUAAGUUCUACGGUGAAUACGGUAGUAAGCAGAGCCAUCGUGAGCGUUGGGCUGGCGAGCAACGGCGGCUACCACGAGUGUCGACCGUGCACAUCGACGCAAAUAGUCAGGAGUGUAACCACCGCGUCAUCCUCAUAUAUGGUGUACCAGCCGUAGUCACUGUCGAGGCGCGGGGGCCCAACCUUUUGCAGAAAGUCGUGCAGCGUCUUGUUUCACACGGCUUCAAGCCGUAA